Rhagoletis zephyria (snowberry fruit fly) is the source of this 3252-nucleotide messenger RNA. The record is from RefSeq and is a predicted model, not a curated record. Lineage: Eukaryota; Metazoa; Arthropoda; Insecta; Diptera; Tephritidae.
AUGCUCAGUCAGGAUCAGUACCACGCCUCAAUCCUCAACAAGGGUCAGCUGCCCUCGGACAAGUUUGAGUCGGUGGUGAAGGCGACGGUGCCGAAGAAGCUGCCGCCCAUGGAGCCCGACAAUGUGACCGACCCGGAGAAAACGGCAAAGAUGGUCAUGGAGAAUGAUCCGUCCCUGACUGAGCUCAACUGGAACAACAUCAAAUACAUCCCACGGGAGACCUUUAAAAAGCUUUUCACCGGCCUUAAGUCGAACACCAACCUAAAGAGUCUCCACCUCUCCAACACCGGUCUCACCGAUGGACCGGCUGAGAAACUGGUUGAAGCCCUUCGCGAGAAUGAACACCUGAGGAAGGUGAACAUCGAGUCGAACUACCUUUCCGGACCGAUGCUGCGCGACCUGGUGGAGGCCAUAACCGAGAAACAGUUUGUGGUGGAGUUUCGCGCCGCCAACCAGAGGCCAUCCAUUCUGGGCAAUCGAGUGGAGAUGGAAAUUGCACAGCUGGUCAAGCAGAACAAGAAAGCCCUUAGCAAGCGGUAUAAUGAUAGGAACCAGGAAUAUGAAGAUCGUAAAAAUAAACUGUUCAAUAAUGCCAAUAACACUAGUACCCCACUGCCUGGAACUUCAGUCAAAGUGGACACCAGCCAAAUGAAUGGCUUUGAGCCUGAAGAGGAGAAGGAGGACGAAUAUGCGACCAUCACACCGAUGCAGCUAGUGGAGUCCAUCCAGAAGCGCUCCAGUCAGCUCAGUAAGGUGCUCAUCAUUGACAUUCGCUCGGCGGAGGAGAAUGCCGAGUCAGCAAUUGCCGCCAACAAGCUGCAAGUCAAUGGAGAAGUGAACGUCAUCAACAUCCCCAGCGAUCUGAUAGGCCCCGGACUCACCUUCUCGAACCUCUCCAGGAAGGUCAGCCUAGGUCUGGUGAAGGACGCCUUGGAGAGGAGACGCUCGAUGGACACUAUCGUGAUCAUGGACAGGGCAACGUGUGAUUUUGAGAGCGAUUCAAAGUGCGUUCUCCUGGCACAAGCACUCUUUAAGUGGGACCAAUCGCCAGAGUGUGUAAAGAAAAAGCCAGUGCUUUUGAAGGGUGGAUUUCAAAAUUUUGCUAUCACUUACCCAAUUUUACUCACCAACUCGGAGAUUAUCAACCAGUUUGCAAACAGUUCACCUUCACCCCGACUGAAACCAAUUCAAAGUGGAAUGUACAAUUUUUUCGAGGAAAGCAAUGCAGAGGAGGAAAAGAAAAAGCUUCUUAGCAGCGAUGGAAGCUCCAAUGAAAAGCCCAUUCCAACUACACUGAACGGCUUCAUUAAUGGCAAUCAAACAAACGGUAGCUUCACUUCAAACUCCAGCAAUAACACUACCAUUUCUACCAAAUCAUUUGGCCUAACAGUAAAAGUGCCAGGCAUCGCAAAACCCAUCAUUCCAGAUAGAGCAGCAAAGCCUAACCUCACCCCGCAUAAUAAUCUUAAUGAUGACAGCAAUGAAGUGGCAAUGAAGGAUGGAGAGAAUGACAAGGAUCUGACUCCGUUGUCUAAGCCACUUACCAGUAGCGACUUUCGACAAAAUCCUCCUGCAACCGAUGUGAUCAACACUGCCAACAGGUCGCUCAAUGACCCGCCAAUUUCACGCUCGUCCUUGCCGCCUAAACCAGGCCACCUUAUUUCUUCGCUCAGCACCGGCACCACCACAAAUGGUCACAGUUCAGAAAACGGCUCCUCGAUUCGUGGAAACAUGGAGAUCGACGACGACGAUGAUGACUUUGUGGCGGGCAGGUUUGACGAUGAUCUCACCAACAGCCGCAAAAAGCCUGUGGCUUCCAUCAACAACGUCCUGCAGACGCCAGUUCACCGGCGUGGUGAGGUGAAUGCCAACCUGACCGAUGAGAACAUGUCCGAGGAGGAUGAAGAGAUGGAGGUGAUUGGCGGAGGGCCAAGGACGGGACCGUCGCUGAACAUUAGACCGAGCUCCAAGCCCAUCUCCAUGACCAGAUCGAUCAACAGAGCGCCGAACAAUAACUUUUCCGCCCCCGGAAGCCUGUCACGGUCACUCUCUUCCCCCAACAUUGCCCAGUUUGAUGAAUCUCAGCAGUUUUCAUUUGGCAGCGCCGGCAUCGGCACCCCCAAGAUUCACCCUAUUGUGGAUCGGUCGAUGAAGCCGGGCCCCAUUCAGGCACUACUGAGAAAGACGCGUGAUUUCAGUCCUCAGUACAGCUCCUACGGGCGCAUUCCUGGCUUGAAAAACCUGGGCAACACCUGCUUCAUGAACUCGGUGCUGCAGUGCCUAAACAACACCUUUGCCUUGGCGGAGUAUUUACGGCGAGAGCGGGUUCACAUUAACCCCGUCUCCAAGUUUGGGUCUAACGGUGAGCUGGCCGUCGAGUUGAUGGAGCUCUUCAAGCAGAUGGUCUACCCAUCGAACUUUAAGCACAUCUCGCCGAAGGACCUGAACAGCGCCGUUAAGCGUCACAUUCCCGACUUUGGCGACAACAGACAGCAGGAUGCGCACGAGUUUCUGGUGUGCUUUCUCCACCGUCUGCACGCGGACAUGAACACGCGAGCCGAUGUGGUGGUGGAGGAUCCGGUGCAGAAGGACCCGAACUACUAUGACAGUCUGACGAACAAUAUGGCAGCGCAUCGCUUCUGGACGAUGCACGUCAAGCGGAACAGCUCCAUCAUCAGUGAGCUCUUUGAUGGCCUCAGCGUGAACACCACCUCCUGUUUACACUGUAACUACACCUCCCGCACGCUGGAGGCCUUCACCUGUCUGACGUUGCCCAUCCAGGAGGGGGUCAGCCGUACGUCGAUCAACACUAGUCUGAAGAUGCACCUGCGCCAGGAGCGGGUCAGCGAUGAGCCCUCCUGGAAGUGUAUGAUGUGCAAUCAAAAGAGGGACGCCGAAAGGUGCACCUACAUCUGGAGACUGCCUAAGAUUCUGGUGAUUCAACUCAAACGAUUUUCCUACGAAGGCAUGUGGCGACAGAAAGUAUCGACUUUUGUCGAUUUUCCAAUUGACAACCUUCUCAUCGAAUCACACGGACCGGGCAAUGAGCUGCACAGCUCGUACAGCCUCUACGGUGUGGUGAACCACAGUGGACAAUUGGAGGGUGGCCACUAUAUUGCCUACUCGAGGAACAUCGAGAUGAACAUUACCUGGCACAAGUACGAUGAUCAAGAGGUGACGCCCGUCGCUGACAGCGAAGUUAUCACCCAGAACGCCUAUGUCCUCUUUUACAAGCAAACAUCAAAGAGCUAA